Messenger RNA from Megachile rotundata (alfalfa leafcutting bee), 844 nucleotides. It is a transcript of the gene Mlc2, whose product is annotated as myosin regulatory light chain 2. Gene Ontology annotation, molecular function: calcium ion binding. The record is from RefSeq and is a predicted model, not a curated record. NCBI's taxonomy places the organism in Eukaryota, Metazoa, Arthropoda, Insecta, Hymenoptera, Megachilidae.
GCACCAGCAAUGUAGUGGGGGAGAUCCACCAAAGUUACUUAGCCAAGUUCACCUCUAUGAUUCCGACAGUUGGUUCGUUGUGACCAUCUCGCACCAUCCUCUUACAAACCAACUGUAGACAUGGCGGAUAAAGAGAAGAAGAAGAAGACCAAAAAGAAGGAGGAGCCCGCAGCGGCUCCUGCUCCUGAACCUGAACCAGCACCACCUCCAGCAGAAGAGAAACCACCAACUCCUACUGGUACACCUAAAGAAUCUGGUUCAACUAGAGCAAGUAGCCGCGGCAGCCGCAAAGCAAAACGCAGUGGCUCCAGCGUGUUUUCUAUGUUCACGCAGAAACAAGUUGCCGAAUUCAAGGAGGCAUUCCAACUUAUGGAUGCAGACAAAGACGGUAUAAUUGGAAAGAACGACCUCCGUGCGACAUUCGAUAAUGUAGGUCGUCUCGUUACUGAUAAAGAACUCGACGAUAUGUUGAACGAAGCACCUGCGCCCAUCAACUUUACUCAGUUGCUGAAUCUGUUUGCAACUCGUAUGUCGGGAUCGGGUACGGAUGACGACGAAACUGUAAUUGCUGCCUUUAGUACCUUUGAUGUGAAUGGUAAAAUUGAUGGUGAAAGAUUGAGGCACGCGUUGAUGACAUAUGGUGACAAAUUUACUGCGAAAGAAGUCGAUGAUGCAUAUGAUAAUAUGUAUAUUGACGACAAAGGAUUUAUUGACACGCAAAGCCUUAUCGCAAUGUUGACUGGUACGGGUGAUGAAGAUGAAGAAUAAUUUUAAGUGAUUUUCAGCGUAAAAAUACUGUUAAAUCUCUGUUCAUUAAAUACGAAGUCUCGUGUUAGCGUCAGAA